AUGUCUGGGAAACAGAGCCAACACGGCUCUUCCCUGCUGCGUCGUCGGGCCAAACAUAUGCCAGGGACUUUGAGGCUCCGGAGGCUCACCCAGGCUUACCUUCAACCCUUUGAGCACCCGGAAAACACAACUCUUGUCUCCAAAAUCGACGCCGUUUAUGCAACAAGUUUGUCUAAUCUUAGUGUAGAUGGCGGUUUUUCUCCAGAAUAAGCUCCCUUUUCGAAAAGAAAAACCCGAAUUUAAUGGGUUGCGGAAUAAAAUGUAAAGAAAAAAUUCACAAAGAAUUUUUCAUUAGAAUUAUCAUUUUUGCGUCGAAAAAGGGCUUUUCAAUACUCUUAAAUUAUGAUGGCUUUCUUUUUGAAGUAACUCCAGGUUCCGAUAUAAAAAAUUAUUUCAAAAAAGCAAUAAGAGAAGAGCAGAUUUAUAGUUGAUUCACGGCGGACUUGAGCCAUCAAAAAGGUCCUGACACGAUAAAAAAAGAGACAAUAGUUGGUUGGCGGAGAGCACAGAUAGGCCACGCCCCUUCGCGUCCCAAUUUUUCUGCCUUAUAGCCAUCUUUGCACGAAAAAAGGAAAAAAGUAGGAAAAAUCACAGUAUAUAUAUCAUUUUCGAGCUCUUCGCUUCAAGACCUGCGACCUAAAAGUCUAUGGCAUUCGAGCCAGAAAAACCCAUGAAAAACUGCGGCGGAAUGAACUAUAACAAAACUCAGCUUUUAUUCCAGCGCAAGAGCUGAUUCUGAAGUAUCAAAGCGUGACGAGCGGACUUUUUCCUCGCUAUUCGAAGGACCAAGACGUCGGCUGCGUCAAGGACAGCAUCUACUGCGCCAUGGCUUGCUGGGCCUGUUCUGUAGCCUACAAGUCUGUAGUAGCCGUGCAAAAUGUGCAAAAUCAAGCCUUUUCAGAAGGCUCGACGAUGACCGCGGUCGUCAGACAGAACUCCGGCAGUCGGCCGUCAAAACCAUGCGGGGCAUUCUGUUCUGUUGGAUGCAGCAGAGCAGCACCGUGAGUGGAGCUUUGUGCUGGACUGAAUAGAAAGGUUUUUCUUUCCAGCUGGACGGCUUCAAAACCAACAAUUCCAACGAGUUCGCCCUGCAUGCGAGGUUCGACCUUCACACGGGCAUGUCCCUGACGACGCCGACCGACAAACGCUACGGACACCUUCAGAUGGACCUCAUCGCCUUGUACCUCCUCACCUUGGUCCAGAUGAUCUCCGCCGGCGUCAAGGUUUCCAAGAAGGAGUAGAUGACAAGAAAGCUCCGGAAAACAAGCCGGUGGAAAAUUGAAAACUAUAGAGAAGGAACAAGGGUCGAACUAAAUUAUCCUAGGAGUAGGGGUUGACUUACAAGAUUUACCAAAAACAGGUAAAAAAUGAUUCAAGAUCGAUGAAUGGUCUAGUUUGGAUCUCAAGGAGGUAAAUAUUGACUUUGAAACAUGAAGAUUUGAUAGGCACGGUUGGCAGCCUGAAAAAUGGUCUUCCCAAGUAUGUUUCAGAAAAGGUUUUCUGCUGAAUCGUCGAAUAAAUGAAGAAUUUUUAGUCGAUACCCGAAACUGUCGUUGAUCACAGCGCUAAGCGAAAAACUUACCGAUCAACCAAGCUGAAAAAAUUCUAGCUUUGAUAUUCGUACCAUUAAGAGUUUAGUUUUCCGAAAGUUACAUACAACUGCUAGGGGAAAUUUUUUAUUAACAAAAAAUCAUCAUGAGAUGCUUCUUUAUCAUAGAUUUCUCCUCGAAUUAUCGAAGUAUAGUCUUGGAAAAACAUUCAAGACGCUCUUUCCAGGUCAUUUACACGCAUCACGAGGUGAACUUCGUUCAAAACUUGGUUUUCUACAUCGAAAGGACUUACCGAACGCCGGACUUUGGAAUGUGGGAGCGCGGGACUCGCUACAAUAAUGGCAAGCCUGAACUGCACGCCAGCAGCUUGGGAAUGGUCAAAGUUCGUGGAUCAAGCUGAUUUUUUGGGGUAAAUUAUAUUUGUUAGGCGGCUCUGGAAGCCAUCAACGGCUUCAACCUGUACGGAAGUAAUGGGACGAGCGCCUCGGUGAUCUACGUCGAUAUUGAUGGCCACAACAGAAAUCGGACCACUUUUGAGACAAUUCUACCGCGCGAGAGUAACUCGAAGGUAAAAUGGAAAAGAGAAAUUUUUUUGUGAAAUUAUUCCUUUUGUCUAUAGCAAUGCGUUUCAAGAAAAAUAUCGCGCAAAUUUAAACAAUUUUUAUUUUUCACUGCAUUAUUAAACUUUGGUAAGUGUUUCUAGCGCUUUUUUGUAAUGAUUUUUUGUGCUAUUCAUAGAUUCUAAAGCCAAAUAGUGAAAAAAAAAAACUACUACCAAUUUUGCUUCGAGGUCGAAGAGAAAAAAUUUUGAGAUCGCAAAUUCAUUAUUCCAGAAUACGGAUGCUUCUUUACUACUGACUUUGGGCUGGCCUUCAUUCGCUACACACGACGAACAAUUAUUCGAAAAGACUGUCAAAAAGUGUAUCCGACGAUUAGAGGGAAGAUUUGGACUCAGAAGGUCUUUUUUAUUGAAAAAAAAAUUUGAAGUGUGGAAUGUGCAAUAUCGAGCUUUUUUAGAACAUUUCUUCAGUACUAACUUAGGAACGCCUGAGUGGUCUUUUUAGUGGUUGGGAAAAAAAAGCAUGAUUACAAGUGACGAAAGAGUGUUCCCUAGAGGGGUAAAAUUCAGUUGGUUCCUAUAGGGGUCUAAGGCCUGACUUCUAAGCCUCUAAGUCUUAAGUGACCCCUACAGUGGUCUUUCAAUCGUUUUUGCUCUGUUUUGAAAGUUAAAAAUACGUAUGAAAAAUAAAUAUAAGACCACUAAAAUGUAGCCCUAAAGUGUCCACUUCUGCAAGCUUUAGUGUCCUCUAAAUUGUAGGUAAGAUAGUCCCUAGAGGGAACCUUUAAUGGCUGUCAAGGCUGUCCCUCUGAGGACCACUCUGGGGUUCCUAGGAAAUUUUUAAAGAUAGUUAUUUAAUUAUUGAAGAUGUAAUAAUAAGUAUUUCUUGCCCUUAGAUUCCACCGCGACGGCUAUCGAAGCGAAUUGGAGGACAAUUCUCGGUGUUUCUACGACGAACACGAAACUGCCCAAUUUCAAGGCGUCGAAUCGCAGUUUCCCAUGUUUCUCGCCAUAAUUAGUCUCACUGGUUUGUAGCUCAAUAGUGAAUUAAUCCAAGUUCCGAAUCUCAGCUUACAUCCGUGGGAAUUCCGAUUAUGGAGAAGUCUACUGGAACAAGCUGCAGAAUCUGCUUGUUUCUGAUGAGAGCGGUUAGUUUGGUUGGGGAUUCUUGAGCCAAAAAAUGGAACGAAAAUUCUGGAGGAGUCGGAGAUUUUUAAAAAGUUUAUCUUAUGAGAUAAUCUUUGAGUAUAAACGUUAAUUUUUGUGAAAAGUAAGCUUUUUAUUUAAAGACUCAUAUAGUUUUUUUUUUUUUACAAUAAACGACUAGCUGGCCCUCUAGUGUGGCCACUUUUGUGAACUUUAGUGACCCCUAUGGGGGUAGGUUAGGUGGUCCCUAGAGGGAAACCUUGAGGAAUCACUUUUAAUUUUUUUUUUUUUGAACACCUGUAUAACCCGAUUAUACGCUGUAUAGAAGCCCACCUUAACGACAUAGAGAUAAGUUUUUGAGCACUAAUUAGCUCUAGUAGAGUUCGAAGGACACUUUGCAUCCCCAGUUAAGAUUUUUGAAUUUGGAAAAAUCGAUUUCAUCUUAAUGAAGGAAAAAGUCCAUUUCCUCGACAUUACAGUACCCGGAGGUUUCGUGGUGCCCGAGUGCUACUGCGUCGACGAGCUUCUGAUCGAGAAAGAGCGCUCGAGUCCCAACUCAACAGAUCUUUACGCGCUCGACCACCAGGAAUUUGGUCACCACCUGUGGACCAACGCCAUUUAUAUCAUCCUCAUGCUCAAACGUUUUUGGCCCUUCUCCUCGUUUUCUCAGUGUUUCCUCAGGUGGCGGACUUAUCCACAGCGGCGACAUCGAUCCGAUCAGUCGACAUCUACCCGCCAGCCAGCGACCCAAGCUUUUCAACCGGCAUUCGGCUUUUCAGGUUUGGAAAAAUGGAAGUAAUGUGCGGUAGGAAAAUCCCAAAUAUUAAGAUAAAUAUGUUACAGCCUUACCAAGACCACACUGAGAAUCAUGUAAGAAACUGUAGAAAAAAAAACGAAACCUCAGGUUCUGUCCAGACUUACCAAACUCUAGCAAGACUGUAGCUGCACUGAACAGAAUUUUCAUUUCUGAAAAAUGACCCUAGCUACCUGCAAGUUUCAAAGAUAAUCUUAAGGGUAGCAUGGAAGGAGACCCGGUGGUCCAGGUUGCCCUGAUUUCCGAAUCUUCUCGUCUCCAAAUGAUGCUCUCCACCUACGGCAUCACAACUCAGACUCCCCACGAAGUCGAACCCAUUCAGAUCUGGCCCAGCUGGCGCAUGGUCAAGGUCCUUUCUUCAUAUCUUCUCCUUGAGUUUUACUUUUUGUAUUCUCAGGUCUUUGAAUGCCUUGGAAGGGACAAGAAACUGGGGUUGAGCGGCCGACCGACGCGUCCAUUUGGUCCUUUGAGCACCUCGAAAGUAGAAACUUUUCAUUUUUUUUUAGCUCCUUGAAGACAUUUUUCUAGGUUUUCCGCGUUUUCGGCGAUACUGUUCUAUGUUUUCCGCUACUCUUUGAAGUCAAGGACUUCUACGUCAGUUCGGAUCCGGCGGUUCUCAUUGACGACAUCAAAGUGAGAAGAGUUUUGAGAACUAUUGAAAAAUAAGCUGCAAUAUUAUCCCGAUGUUGCCAAAAUAGUUAUUGAUUGGUUGAAAUAAUGGUCACAAAUCAAUAAUCGCAAAAAAGUUUAAAUAAAUCUUUUUUUUGAACUUUUUUGUAUAAAGAAAAAUAGCGCGAAGAGAGUUCGCUCACUAAUUUUUGCCAUUGUACUUGAUUCUCAGCGCGACAUCGAGUUUGUGGCGAAAAGAUGGAAGUUGGCUGGAAGACCGACGAUGUGCAUCGUCCUGAGGGAGGAAAACGUCGCCGGCGAGUAUUUCGACCACAUUCUCGACCUUCUGGUGCAACUCAAAAAUGGCCACGUCAACGGCAUCCGCGUCCGUCUUGGCCGCGUUCACGUAAUUCUUCCAAAUUAACUAUUCAUUCAUUUUUGAGCUUCAGCAAUUGCUCAACUCUUGCUGCAUCGAACACAUCGACUUUGCGUCUUCUGACGACGUCGAAUUCGACGUGGAUAUUCUGGAGGAAAACCAGGAGAAUCAUCAAAUUUUGUCCAGACUUAGUUUGAAAGAUGGCAUCGACGAUGAACAGACUCUUGAGGUAUUUUUAGGCUUGUUAAGAAUUGUUCUUUAAUUCUAAACCUAUUUCUUGAACUUCCCUUCAAAAAUUUCCGUUUUUAAAGUUUUAAUCGACGGUAAGCAAUUUUACAACCCGUCUCUGUAAUUUUGAAGAUUUCCCAAAAAAAAGCAGGUUUUUAAUUUUUGAUUCCGAUGAACUCAGUUUUAUGACGUCAGAAAUGGAAACGCAAUUUUUGAUCCAUUUCCUCUUACCGUAGUCGGGUUACUGUAGGCAGGGUAGACCUGUGUAACUAUUUAUUAAUUGGUUUUUCUUGUCCAUAGAACAACCGAUUUUCAGAGCAAUUUUAGGUUUCUCCAAGUACGUUACAUCAUGGGUUACUGUGGGUUUUUCGAGAUACGGUACUUUUUGUAAUUGAUAUUAUGGUUCUUCGAUAAUCCUCCCUGAUAAUGUAGAGAAAUUGAGUUUGAAGUUUGAAACAAGUUCUUGUGAAUUUUGUUUUGACGCCAGGAGAAGUCCUUCUAUCUAUUGUAUUAUUUUCUGUAGUUAAAAUAUGGCUUUCCUUCAAAAGCUCCAUACAAUUACCUUCAAAAGAACGUUCAAUGCGCUACAGACGGACGUUGCCGCCAAGUCUGACCACGAACUCUACGAGAUCAUCUCCAAAGACGACAUGGAACACCCGCGGCUGCUCGCCUUCGCCAUCUGGCAGCUCUGGUCGCGGACCAAUGCCGACUUGCUCGUCCAUAAUUGUAGGAUUCCUGCUCUUUCCAGUAAAUUACUGGAAUUUCAGUUACCCUCCGCGAAAGGAUGGAAAAGGUCUACCGUCGAUCCUGCCAGCUCCAUCUCUGGUUCUUGGUCCGUUACUGUGCUGGACGCCUUCGCAAGGCUAUGAACUCCUUGGCGCCGGCCAUCACCAACAUGCUGGUCCGCGGAAAACAGGUAAAUGUCGGUCGAACCUUGGGCACUACUAUCUAGAAUUUGUCAACCUAGUACGCUAUCUAUCUCAUUAAGACGAAUUUUUCAAUUUGCCGUUUUUUUCUUAUUUCAUAACAAAGUUCUAAGUGACUUCGGAUUCCAGUAUUCCAAAUAAAAACCCAAAAGGACAAGUUUUGAGCAUCUGCUGGAAGUUUGCUAAAAUGGACUGAAAGUUCGUAAACCUGGGGUGUUAAAAAUAAUUACCACGUUCUGCCGUUUAACCGAGUUUUUAAGCUUCAAAAACGCUUGAAAACGUGAUUUUCUCUACAGCAAUGGUACAAUAUGAGCUUUGAGGCUUUUAUAACUUUAAAAAACUUUUUAAAUCACUAUUUUUCUCUUUGAGGGUCCCUGAAAGUCGUAGCGUAUUUCAAACGAAACUAAUUUUGAAAGGCUCGCUUUUUUUCAUGUCCUUGUCAAAAUUGAAAGAUCUGUCAUAGGAUUGGUAGCGAUAAGAAGCCCUUCUGAAGCUCUUUUCUGCACUUCAGACCCCCAAUUUUUAACUCAGGUAACCUUGGGCGAACGAGGAAAAGGUACCCGAGAAGUGAGUCUUCUCCGUCCGAUUGCCCCAGCAGAACUCGUCUCUCUGCUUUUCGAGUGUUGUCCUUCUGACAAGCCUCAGGUCGCCGUUUUCCAUCAGGAACUCAUCAGCGCCUGCUCCGACUUGGUUGGCUCAGAGUAAUCCAAGGAGUCAUCGCUCUUCAGAUGUCCCACGACCCCGCUGCCUUUGAUGGAGUCCUCACCAUUCGACUUUCGUGGCUCUCUGAGGCGAUCGCCAUGCUUCUUAACUACGUCCGGACCACUGGCGCGAUGAAAAUUGGCGGUAUUGGCGCUACGCCGCCGACUCCACAUACUACUGGAAUUCCUCAGUCUGGUAGGCGAAAAACUUCAAAUAAACGGGUCUAUUAUAUAAGAAAUCAUGUGAAAAAUCUGAAUAUCGAUGAAUUUUUCAAAGUUGAAAGAAUGGUUAUAGUGACCCGACGAUCACAGAUCCUAGAAGUCAAGGGUUUUUUUUUUCAAAUCCGAGAAAGAAGAUAAUAAAUUAUUAGGCUUUCCCAUAUUUCAUCUACUUCCCAAUCAACUAGAUUUGCUGCUUUUUCCAGAAUUCAAGAAGACGUGCAUCUACGACCUCUCGCCGACGGUCGUCAAAGACGUCGUCAGAGCCCUCAUGACCCGCCACAACUGGCAUCUUCUGUUAGUUUCGAUACCAGAAAUGAAAACUCUGGCCUUUUGAGGACCCCCCUCCAAACUCGACGCUUGAAUGGUGCCUUGAACCGGAUGCCCGUCAAUUUCUACGACCGCGUCUGGAUGAUUUUGGAGCGAUCCAAACAUGGAAUUAUCAUCGCUGGACAGUUCCUUCCACAGGUCUUUGUAGCUUUGAAUUAUCUUUGGAUCAACCACUGGCUACAGAAAAUGUUUGAGAGUAUGAAAAGAAGAGAAGUCUGUGAAUUAUUUUUAGGCAAGCGAUGAAUGGACAAAAUUUUUAGGUUCCUGGAAAUCAAGUUAAAAGUGAAAUAGAAGCAAAAAGGAGCUUCUCAUCGAAAUAACUCAUUUUCUUUGAAGAAUUUCAACUAAACUUUAUUCCGAUGGAAAACUUGAUUUUACAACACGAGCGCGUUUUAAAAACAUAGCAUUGAAGAAAAAAACAAUUUCUAAAUUCUGGCCAUUUUUCCCCAUUUUCCAGUGAAAACCUACCUUUUUUCUCAAUUGUGUCUCAAUAUAGAAUGUCUCGAAUGUGACUUCUUUUAGCUUUUCAAUCAAAUUGAAGCUUUUUUCGUUUUGGGGCUUUAAGAAAGUUAAAAUUAGGAUUCUUUUUUCGAUUCUCAGUUUGACGUACCAGUUUUUGGCUUCGUCUAAAAAUGUAUGGAAUUUUGAACACGCUUUUGAAUGAUUUUUGUUCUAUAAGUUGGAAAAGGAGGAAAUUUUGGUUCAAAAAAUCAAAAAGUUAGUCCUGUUUUUAUCGGUUUAAAAGCAGCGAAACAUCCUAUUUCUGAGCGAUUUCAAGGUUUCAUAACGCAAUCAAUCGUAGCAAAUUCAAAAAAAAACAUGAGAAUUUUUAAAUAUUAUUGUUUUUAAGGAUUUAGUCCAAACAUAUCAGCCCUUUCAUGACAAAUAAAAAACUUUGGUGAAAACAGAAAAAAAAAUGAAAAUUGGCGAUACGCUUUGUCCAUAGAGCAACUUUACUGCAAAACACGCUUUUUGCUCUUUCAUUUCGAAUUUUUUUUUAGUUUUUGAAAAUAGAAAAUGUUGCACGUUUACAAGUAUACCGUUUGACACUCAGUGAAGAGUUCUACAAAUAGCCCAUUUUUCUCAAAUCCCAAUUUUCACUGCCCAUAUACCUUCGACUUUCAUAAUCUUCUCAUCAAAAAGAUGAGUCUUUGAACUUCUAGCCAUUUAUCUAUUUAGUUGGAUGAGAGUUCUUCUGGAGUCUUUUUCUGUUGAAAGGUUGCAUGAACUCAUUUAUUAAUCCGCUUCUUCUACAAUUAGUGAUGUGAGAUAAUCCCCGAAUGGCAUUUCAUACAUUUGAUAAUAAGAAGAUUAUCCGUUGGAUCGCCCUAAAUACUAUUUUGAGUAGGCGACAUAUUGUAAGCUUUGAACUUUUGAGACAGCUCGACAAGAAAUUCUCCAAAGAAUUCCUGAAGCAGGAGGAAAUUUCGAAGAUAAAUGUCAAGUAACUCGAUAAUUUGACCACAUUUCCGCAUGUCACCAGACACCCCAGAAAGAUUAACUCUUUAUUUCACCUUAUUUUGUUUCUGACAUCGUCAGAGCUUCCGAUGAAUAGCCUGCUGGCGUCAGACACGUGGGCCUCGGCCGAAAACAAAUUUGCUCACCUUUCAAUGAUGAUUCAAUUGAGAUUUAAAAGAGCCAAAUGCUGUAAUUCGAGCCAAAAAAAAAAAUGGAUUUCAAAAAUAAUAAUAAAGAAACGAGGUGUUGGUACAACUUAAUUUCACAAAAAACGAACAAAACUUGGAGAGAAAACUUUUUUCUCGAGCUAGGGCGAACCUGACGCGCCCCUGCCUUUCUGAGCAUUUCAAGUAAUCACUUAAGAGUGCUAACGCCGCUAAAGCGAUCCCUAGAACUGCCUAAAAAUGUCCACGGUUUGAGUUUUUCUUCGUUUUCGGACCUCGGUAACGAGAUCCGCGCCAGACUUUUUGAGCAAUAUAGGAUCACUUAAGAUUACUGACGCUACUAAAGUGGUCACUAGAAAUUUUCAGAAACGUCCGGGGCGCUUUCGAUUCGUGGUACCGUGGUCCGAGUAUCUGUCAAACUAAAAAAAUCUUUUGAAUUAUUCGAGCAACUGCGCCCAAGCAAUAAACCGUUAAAGCGAAUUUCCGAGUUUUUUUUUUCUUUCUUUUUUCAAAGUUUAUAAAGCAGUUAUUUCAAGAGAGAAUGUCAAGUUUGCUAUUCAAUUUUAUUCAAAAUUGAAUAAGAUUCAAAAUUGAAUAAGAGGAAAGGCUGAAAAUGAAAAUAAUUUUCUUGUAGCAACCGACGUUGAGUGACAUGACGCGUUUCGAGCUCACGUUCUCCUACAAAAUCGAGUCGAUGCUCAGUUUGAUUAGCCAUCCUGAGUAUCGUCAGCUGCUUGUGGAGGUUAAAAUCCACUAUUUUAAGUUAAAACGUCUUCUUUAAGCUUUUGUCGAUUGUGGCGACGAUUCUGGAACGCAACCACGAGAUCAUGUUCAAGAGCGCGAAGAUCGAUUGCGAUGAUGUGAGGGUUGAAGAUUUUUAAAAAAAGUUGAUUAUAUUUAGAGAAUAAGCUUUGGUAUUGUUUAGAUAAACUGUGAUAUUCUGAAAAAAACAGGUUCUAAAAUUUCUUGGAUGCCCUGCAAUCAUGAGGGGGAAGAUAAUCAAUUUAUCAUAAUUUUGAAUAAAAUUACUUUCAAAGCUCUACUGAACGAUGUAAAUUGUUUCUAGAUUGAUGAGAGAGAAAGUUAACAAUAAUGAAAAGAAAAAGUGCUUUGAAAUACUAGUCAGUUUCAUUUUCCAGUUGAUAAAACGGGCGUUCGAGCUGUACGCGACGCAGGAAGGCAUCAAGGACAAGACGGACCUCACUCCGUUCUACCAACUUGAGAACCAGGCUCUCACCACCUCCACGGCUACUUAUCUCACCAGAGUUGGUUUUCCUAGGGUUGAAAACUUUCAAAGGCUAGGACUGGUGGUAAUAACAUCUUUUUUGAUUAUGAGAGGCAAAGAUCAUAUUUUUAAAUUGGAUAUUUCUGGGCUCAAAAACGAUGCUCAGGCUAAUUUCAAAUCAAUUUCGGACUCUCUUCCUAUUCAUAACUUUGCGAAGGCCUCUAAAGCUUCCUGUUACCGUAACCCGUAUAUUUUCUAAAGCUUCCAUUGACAUUGUGAGUUGAGAAUACGUCACGCGCACACGUGGCCUCUCUUUUCUUCCAAAAGAUUUGAAGGCUUCACGGAAAAAGAGUUUUACCUGACGUUCUGUUUUUUUUUUUCUGUUUUGUGAGGCUUCAUUAGGGCGAAGAUUAAGAUCUUUCGUUCUAAGAAGAACAAAAACUUUCUUAUGACAGUGGAGGAUCUUUAAGGGCUUCUUCGUAUCAGUGUCAUAGGCGAAACUGGAAGGCUGCAGAAUGGAACUUGAAAGAUUAUCUUGAAAAAAUGGUUUCUUUCGGGAAGCCAUUUUACAUCUUUUUAUUCCACUUUGCAGCCUUUUUUUGAAAAUUGUUGCAAAAAGACUAGAAAAUUAGAUGUUUCUGUGGUGAUUUUUGAAACGCUAGUGAUUCUUCCGAUUCUCUCAGGGAUUAAUUAACCUUCAAAGCAUGAAAAACGUCACAUACCUGCGAAGAAAGAAAAAGGUAGUAAAUUUUCAAAAUCCAAAACAUCACACUGAAUUUUUUUGGAGUUUUUCAAUACCUUAACACUUUAUCCUGUAAAAAUAAGUUCAAUACUCGAUUCAGUGCUAUUUUUAUAAAAUUACUUCUUAAAAUGUAUUCUCACUAAAGCGAAAAGCUGAAAAAAACCUUUACAGCAGUCCAAGCUAUUGAACCCGGUUUCAGACCGUUGUCGAGUUGAUUCUGAGUGGCCGACACUUCUCGCAGAUGAUCAACAUCUUCGGGCCGAACGUCAACGCCGAAGAGCGCUUCCGAGAACGUUCCUCCAACUUCAGCUACAACAAGAGCGGACCUGGCUCCAGUGGAACUGUGACGCCGAAUACCACGAAAAGAGCCUCAACUCCGACUGAUGAUUGCAAUGUCCAAUAG
Molecule: messenger RNA, 11450 nt
Organism: Caenorhabditis auriculariae
Lineage: Eukaryota; Metazoa; Nematoda; Chromadorea; Rhabditida; Rhabditidae
Source: the annotation of a GenBank genome assembly